This is a messenger RNA of Antrostomus carolinensis (chuck-will's-widow), 1775 nucleotides long. It is a transcript of the gene NELFCD, whose product is annotated as negative elongation factor complex member C/D. NCBI's taxonomy places the organism in Eukaryota, Metazoa, Chordata, Aves, Caprimulgiformes, Caprimulgidae. Gene Ontology annotation, molecular function: RNA binding. Gene Ontology annotation, cellular component: NELF complex; nucleus. The record is from RefSeq and is a predicted model, not a curated record. The transcript has 14 exons. The annotation marks the transcript as partial. Gene Ontology annotation, biological process: negative regulation of transcription elongation by RNA polymerase II.
CAAGAUGAUGAGGAUGGAGAGGGAGAAGAUGAUGCUGAAGUCCAGCAAGAAUGCCUGAAGAAGUUUUCAACCCCAGACUAUAUAAUGGAGCCGUCAAUAUUUAACACGUUAAAGAGAUAUUUCCAAGCAGGAGGUUCUCCAGAGAAUGUUAUCCAGCUCCUCUCUGAAAACUACACUGCAGUGGCACAGACUGUAAAUUUGCUGGCAGAAUGGCUCAUUCAAACAGGUGUUGAGCCACUGCAAGUUCAGGAGACUGUAGAAAACCAUUUAAAGAGCUUACUUAUCAAGCAUUUUGAUCCUCGGAAGGCAGAUUCCAUCUUUACAGAGGAAGGAGAGACUCCAGCCUGGCUUGAGCAAAUGAUAGCACAUACAACAUGGCGAGAUCUCUUUUACAAGUUGGCAGAAGCCCAUCCUGACUGUUUAAUGCUUAAUUUUACCGUGAAGCUCAUAUCUGAUGCUGGAUAUCAAGGAGAAAUAACCAGUGUUUCAACAGCAUGUCAGCAACUAGAAGUAUUUUCCAGAGUCCUGCGUACAUCUCUGGCAACAAUUUUGGAUGGAGGAGAAGAAAACCUUGAAAAAAACCUCCCUGAGUUUGCUAAGAUGGUGUGCCAUGGAGAACACACGUAUCUCUUUGCUCAAUCUAUGAUGUCCAUAUUAGCUCAGGAAGAGCAAGGAGGGUCAGCUGUCAGACGGAUUGCUCAGGAGGUUCAGCGAUACGCUCAUGAGAAAGGCCAUGAUGCAAGUCAGAUCACUUUAGCACUGGGUACUGCGGCCUCUUACCCUCGAGCGUGUCAAGCUCUUGGUGCAAUGUUGUCCAAAGGAGCUCUGAAUCCAGCAGAUAUCACUGUCCUGUUCAAAAUGUUUACAAGCAUGGACCCACCUCCAGUAGAACUGAUUCGAGUACCUGCCUUUCUGGACCUCUUCAUGCAGUCAUUGUUUAAGCCAGGUGCUAAGAUCAACCAGGACCACAAACAUAAAUAUAUUCACAUACUGGCUUAUGCAGCUAGUGUAGUAGAGAUGUGGAAAAAGAACAAGAGAGUCAGCAUAAACAAGGAUGAACUCAAGUCAACUUCAAAAGCUAUUGAAACUGUUCACAAUCUGUGUUGCAAUGAGAACAAAGGAGCAUCCGAGUUGGUUGCAGAACUGAGCACUCUAUAUCAGUGCAUCAGGUUCCCAGUGGUGGCAAUGGGUGUGUUAAAGUGGGUGGACUGGACAGUGUCAGAACCACGGUACUUCCAGUUGCAGACUGAUCACACUCCAGUUCAUCUGGCAUUAUUGGAUGAGAUCAGUACGUGCCAUCAGCUUCUUCAUCCCCAAGUUCUACAACUUCUUGUCAAGCUCUUUGAAACAGAACAUUCGCAGCUUGAUGUAAUGGAGCAGCUGGAAUUGAAGAAGACUCUCUUGGAUAGAAUGGUGCACUUACUCAGUCGAGGAUACGUCCUACCUGUUGUCAGCUAUAUCCGCAAAUGCCUGGAGAAGCUAGAUACAGAUCUCUCUCUCAUCAGAUAUUUUGUUACAGAGGUGCUGGAUGUGAUUGCUCCUCCAUAUACCUCAGACUUUGUACAGCUCUUUCUUCCAAUCUUGGAGAAUGAAAGUAUUGCAGGUACUAUUAAAACAGAAGGAGAACAUGAUCCUGUCACUGAAUUUAUAGCUCAUUGCAAAUCUAACUUUAUUAUGAUGAACUAAGCAGUGGAAAAUAUCAAGAACGCAGAGCACGUGAUCACUGCUUUGCCAUGCUCUCCACCAGUAAGGUUCUAUAACUGGGCAACACAGCA